AUGGCAGAGGAUUUAUCUCGUGGUAAUCGAAAGGAUCCCGGUUGGAAAUAUAAUCACUUGAUCGAUCCUAAUGAUACCACGAGAGUUACUUGUAAUUUUUGCGGGAAAACAACUACAGGUGGAAUAAAUCGGGCAAAACAACAUCUAGUUGGGAAUUUCAGAAAUACAACAAAGUGUACCAAAUGUCCUCAUGAAGUUCGAGAAGAAUUGAAAGCUUACAUGGAGGAAAAGAAAGUAAGGAAAGAUAUUUAUGCUAGAGAGUAUCCUGAACAUGAUGAGUUUGAUCAUCAAGAUGUUGGUGAAGAGGAUGAAAUUCAGGAAAUCAUUCCUAAAAGAAAAGGUGGUGGGGGAAGCCUUCCUGGUGGCCUUAAUAAGAAAUUAGCUAAGGGUAAAGGAAAAGGCCCUAUGAAUGUAUAUUUGCAAAGUCAAGGCCAACUUAGGCAGACGGGUAUCAAAGAUUCAUAUGACAAAGAAGCAAGAGCAAUGGCUAUUCAAAAAGUUACUCGUUUCUUUUACGUUGCUGGCAUACCAUUCAAUGUUGCUCGUCUAAAAAGCUUUAAGGAGGCAAUUGAUGCUAUUGGAAGGUAUGGACCAAAUUUGAAGCCUCCCAGUUAUCAUGAAUUAAGGAUUCCAUUACUAAAUAAGGAGGUAGAGUUGACUAAUGAACUUUUAAAUCGACAUAGAGAAGAAUGGGUAAAGCAUGGAUGUUCCAUUAUGGCAGAUGAAUGGACUGAUAGGAAGCAAAGAACAUUAAUAAACUUUUUGGUGAAUUCUCCAUGUGGUACAGUGUUUAUGGAGUCCAUUGAUGCAUCUUCAUUUGUCAAAACUGGAGAGAAACUAUGUGAGCUACUUGAUAGAUAUGUGGAGCGUGUUGGAGAGCAAAACGUAGUUCAAGUUGUAAGUGAUAAUGGCAGCAACUUUAUAUUGGCCGGCCAACUCCUACAAACAAAGAGAAAACACAUAUACUGGACGCCUUGUGCCGCUCAUUGUAUAGAUCUUAUUUUAGAAGACAUAGGCAAGCUUCCAACUAUUACGAGAACCCUCAAAAGAGCAAUUGCAGUUGUUGGUUUCAUCUAUGGUCAUACAGGAGUCAUUAAUAUGAUGAGAGACUUCACAAAGAAAAAAGAAUUGGUGAAAUGUGGAAUUACUCGAUUUGCUACGAGUUUUCUAACUUUGCAGAGGUUGUAUAAUCAAAAGACUAAUUUGCGAACCAUGAUUACAUCUGAGCGUUGGGUGAAUAGUAAAUGGUCAAAAAAACCACAGGGAAAAGUUACAACUCAUACUAUAUUGAUGCCUGCAUUUUGGAAUCAAGUUGUUUAUAUACUGAAGAUAAUAGGACCUCUUUUUAAAGUCUUAAGAUUAGUUGACAAUGAGAAAAAGCCGGCUAUGGGAUAUACUUAUGAAGCUAUGGAUAGAGCUAAAGAAGCCAUCGCAAAAUCAUUUGAAGGGAAGUCUGCGAAGUACAAAGAUGUUUUUGAGAUCAUUGAUCAAAGAUGGGAAUGCCAAUUGCAUCAACCAUUACAUGCCGCUGGACAUUAUUUGAAUCCCGAGUAUUUCUAUCAAGAUCCAGCCAUUGAGAAUUGUAGAGAAGUAACGAAUGGACUAUAUGCUUGUAUUCAGAAACUGGUUCCAAGUAUUGAAGUUCAAGAUAAGAUUGUAUCUGAGUUACCAUUAUAUACAAGAGCUGAGGGACAAUUUGGACUUCCCAUGGCAAAAAGAUCAAGAGCAACGAGAUCUCCAGCUGAAUGGUGGAAUCUAUAUGGAAAUUCAGCCCCUCAUCUCCAAAAAUUAGCCAUUAGAAUCUUGAGCUUAACCGCUAGCUCAGCUGGUUGCGAGCGUAAUUGGAGUGUGUUUGAACAUAUCCAUAGCAAGAAGAGGAAUAGAUUAGAGCAUAAACGAUUGAAUGAUCUAGUGUAUGUCAAGUAUAAUCGUGCUCUAAGAACUCGCUUUGACUUGCGGAAUAUCAUUGAUCCAAUCUCAUUGGAUCAUAUUGAUCAUAGUAAUGAGUGGUUGGUUGGAGAAAUGGGGGUAAAUUUUGAAGCGGAAAAUGAAUUGGUGUUUGGGGGAGAUGAUGACUUAACUUGGGGCGAUGUGGCUAGAGCACCAGGAAGUGAAGAUGCACAAACAUACUCAUACUCAAUGAGACAAAGGAGACCAUCAAAAACUUUGGCAACCGGUUCUUCAAGCUCUCAAGUUCGACGUAUUAAUAUAGAUAUAGAUGAUGUUGAGUCUGAGGAAUCAGAGGAAGAAGAUAUUGAAGGCUAUAAUUCUAGCGAUACCAAUGAGAGUAAUCCUAUUGAAGAAGAAGAUGACAAUUUAGAUGCAUAUGAUAAUGCUAGUGAUUAG
Molecule: messenger RNA, 2346 nt
Organism: Nicotiana attenuata
Lineage: Eukaryota; Viridiplantae; Streptophyta; Magnoliopsida; Solanales; Solanaceae
Exons: 4
Coding region: 1-2346 (781 amino acids)
Molecular function (GO): DNA binding; protein dimerization activity
Source: RefSeq, a predicted model, not a curated record